Striga asiatica is the source of this 1923-nucleotide messenger RNA. NCBI's taxonomy places the organism in Eukaryota, Viridiplantae, Streptophyta, Magnoliopsida, Lamiales, Orobanchaceae. The record is from the annotation of a GenBank genome assembly.
AUGGGUCUGCUUCAUCAUGAACACUUGAAUUCAUCCCAUGGAUUUUUUUCGGUUGUCCAAUCCACAGCCGAAUUACCCGACCGGGAGCUCGACAAAGAGUCUUCUUUUCCUUCUUCAGGCCAGAUAUCAACCAUCGAUGACCACAACAGACGAAAUGGUUGUGAUAUGUCGGAUGCCGCCUUGAGAUACAUUGACCAGAUUCUCAUGGAAGAGGACACCGACGAUGGGGCCCACACUCUCCAAGAGUCGUCGGAUUUUCAGGCGACCGAGAGAUCCUUCUACGAGGUGCUCGGACAAAAAUACCCCCUUUCUCCGCAGCAAGAACCGUCCCACGAAAGCCGAUUCAAAACUCCCACGGCUCCGUUUGACGGUCUCAUUGUCCCGUCCGACUCCUCCAUUAGCCAGUCGAGUGGCUUGUAUCGCAUGGUAAAGCAUAAAAGAUCUUUUGGUGGAAGUGAAGUGGUUUGGGAUUUUAAAGAAGGGGUUGUGCGCGGGGCUAAUUCCGUCCCAAGGGAAGGUAAAACAUUGCACAUUAUCCAAGUCACGAUUCAAAAUCCUCCGGAAUGUGGAAAUACAGUGGUAAAACCGGGCGAAGAUGGAGCAAGAACCACCGAGAAUCCCCAAGUUUUUACGGAGUCCGACAUCCCCAUAGAAGAAUUCGACAAGCUCUUGCUCUCCACGCUCGAUGAUGACCGUGACUCGAAAGACGUGCAAAACCCGGUGAGUAAGGCCCGACUCGGUAAGUCUCACAAGGUUAAAAAAGAGGUGAUCGAUUGGUCGACCCUCUUGAUGAAAUGCGCCCAAAUGGUGGCGUCGGGCGACCGUCAAGCCGCGGCUGCUCUCCUAACUGAAAUCAGAGGGAACUCGUCCCCUAACGGCGACUGGGCCGAGAGGCUGGCCCACUACUUUGCCGACGGGCUUGAGGCCCGCCUGGCAGGGACUGGCGGCCAGGUGUACAAAUCACUAAUGAUCUCCCCCCCCACGUGCCUCAAGACUUACUACACGUCGAUCGCGUCUUUCCCGUUUCUGAAAGUCACCACCCUCGUCUUGAACAAGCUCCUCACGGCCCGGUUGGCUGGCUCGGCCCGUGUCCACGUCAUCGACUUCGGAAUCCUCUACGGCUUCCACUGGCCGAUCUUCAUCCGGUGCUUGGCCCUUCGGCCCGGCGGGCCCCCGAGGCUCCGCAUCACCGGCGUCGAAUUACCCAGGCUGGGCCCCGGGCCCACCAAGAUGAUGGAGGAGACGGGGGAGCGGCUGGCCCGCUACGCACGGGCCUUCGGCGUCCCGUUCGAGUUCUCCGGCAUCGUCGCUUGGGAGUGGGAGUCGGUCAGCACGGCCGACUUCCAGUUGGAGCCCGACGAAGAAUUCUUGGCCGUGACGUGUUCGCACCGCGCGAAGAACCUACCGGACGAGUCGAAAACGGCGGUUCUCAAGCUGAUACGGGGAAUCGGGCCGGACGUGUUCGUGCACGGCGUGGUGGACGCAGCGUACGGCGGCGGGAGUCCCCAGUUUCCCACGCGUUUUCGGGAGGCUUUCUUCAAAUUCUCGGCACUGUUUGACAUGUUGGAGACGACGAGCAUGCCCGGAGGAAAUAAGCCCGGGAGAAUGCUGUUCGAGGGGAUGUUUCGAAAGGAUAUAAUGAAUGUGGUGGGGUGCGAAGGGUCCGAUAGGGUCGAGAGGCCCGAAACUCGAAGGCAGUGGCACGUGCGACACGUUGAGGCGGGGUUGAGACAGGUGUCGUUCGGGAGGGAGCUGACGGGCUGGGUGAUGAGGAAGGUGAAGGGUUCGUACCACCGGGAUUUCGUGGUGGAGGAGGAGAACCAGUGGCUGUUGAUGAGUUGGAAAGGGCGGGUGCUAUUUUCCAUGUCCUGUUGGGAGCCUGCUGAGGUCAACAACCUUUUGAUCACAAAGUUCAUAGUAUAA